GACGUCACUGCCGGUUUGCGAUGGCGCAGCUCGGCCUGAUCCGCCUGAAGGCGCCGAACAAGGAGUCGCGGGAUCGGGAGCCCGGCCUGAGCCCCGACCCGAGUCCGCGGCCUGGCCCUCACCCCGUCGCCAAGCGCCGUAAAGCUCACCACCACGGCCUCCUCCGCGGCCCGGCGACCUCGGCACCCGCGCUCCGUUACCCGCCCCCCGCUCCUGUCAGCGGCGGUCUACCUGGCGCCGUGUACUCGCUGUGUCCGCCCACAGUACCAGCACCAGCUUGCGGCCCCCUGCCCGGCCCCAAACCCUGCCCGCGCCCCGCCACCACCCCCACCGCCACCGGCCCCACCGCCACCGCCCUCCCCAAGAACAAGAACCCGAGAGACAAGCACCCACACCGGGAGAAGGAGAAGAAGCACCGGCCGAGGAAGGAGAAUAGCGACGGCGGGCCUCCGCGGAAAGCCAAGAGAAUAGAGGGUCCUGGUUUAACAUCUCAUCUGAAAGGUGGCCCUGAUGAAAAUGGAAAAAGUCGGAGACCAGAUGAAUACUUGGGUAAAAAAACAAAGAAAAAGAAGAAAAAGAAACAUAGAGAAGGUGAGCGACCAAGACAGUUAAAAACAUACAAUAAAGAGGUACAGACUACCUGCGCAGGGCUCACUCGUGUUGAGCAUGAUCCUGUGGGUCAAGGUUCUUCUGAUGUGUCGAAUAUAAUCAACAAAACGCCAACUAAGCACGAGGAAAAGCUCAACAUAUUGGAUCUGAAAAUGAACCAUUGUCCUAUCCCUUCGUGUGCACAGUUGCCAUACUUAUCACACAGAGACUACUGUGUCCGGAAAGGACUCUUGCGGACAGGUUCCUCUAAAUAUGCCCACUUAAUUCAUGUGGAACAUCAGCCAAAUGGUGGUGCUCCAGUACUCCAUGCAUACAUGGACGAACUCUCUUUCUUGUCUCCUAUGGAGAUGGAGAGGUUUGCCGAAGAAUUUCUUGCAUUGACUUUCAGUGAAAAUGAGAAGAGUGCAGCACAUUACGUGAUGGCCAUUAUACAUGGAGCAGCAACCUACCUGCCAGACUUUCUGGAUUAUUUUGCUUUCAACUUUCCCAACACUCCAGUAAAAAUGGAAAUACUUGGGAAGAAGGAUAUAGAAACUACAACCAUCUCAAACUUUCGGACUCAGCAGGUUUCACGGACUUACUGUUCUGGCACAUACAGAGCGGGCCCAAUGAGACAGAUCAGCUUGGUGGGAGCAGUGGAUGAAGAAGUUGGAGAUUACUUCCCAGAGUUUCUUGAUAUGUUGGAAGAAUCUCCAUUUUUGAAAAUGACUCUGCCUUGGGGGACACUGUCCAACCUUCAGCUGCACUGCCGGUCGCAGAGUGACGAUGGCCCUAUCAUGUGGGUGAGACCCGGUGAACAGAUGAUUCCAACUGCAGAUAUGCCAAAGUCCCCCUUCAAGAGGCGACGAUCAAUGAAUGAAAUCAAGAAUCUCCAGUAUCUACCUCGGGCCAGUGAACCUCGCGAAAUACUCUUUGAAGAUAGGACGCGAGCUCAUGCAGACCAUGUGGGGCAAGGCUUUGAUUGGAAGAGCACAGCAGCCGUAGGCGUGCUGAAGGCUGUGCAGUAUGGAGAGUGGAGUGACCAGAUUCGGAUAACCAAAGACGUGGUAUGUUUUCAUGCAGAGGACUUUACAGAUGUUGUACAACGAUUACAGCUGGAUCUACACGAGCCACCUGUGUCACAGUGUGUGCAAUGGGUGGAUGAAGCAAAGCUCAACCAAUUACGGAGAGAGGGUAUCCGCUACUCCAAAAUCCAGCUUUCAGACAACGACAUUUAUUUUAUUCCUCGAAAUGUCAUUCACCAGUUCAAAACUGUGUCUGCUGUUUGCAGCCUAGCGUGGCAUAUACGCCUGAAGAGUUACCACCAGGAAGAGACAAAAACAGAACCAAACACAGACUCUGACAUUGCCACUAAAGAAAUGAAGACAGAAACUGAUGCGAGUUGUUCAGAUGAUAUGGCAGUGGAGCCUGAAGUCCAGGCCAAGUUGCCUGUAAUACAGGACGAUCACAGUCAUCACCCCCGAAUUCAGCAAAAUUUUCCACAAUAACGUGUGUAUAUACUCGACUUUUUAAAUAAAUAUUUUUUCUUUCUUUUUAAACAGG
Messenger RNA from Amblyraja radiata (thorny skate), 2151 nucleotides. RefSeq names its product lysine-specific demethylase 9. Gene Ontology annotation, cellular component: nucleus. NCBI's taxonomy places the organism in Eukaryota, Metazoa, Chordata, Chondrichthyes, Rajiformes, Rajidae. The record is from RefSeq and is a predicted model, not a curated record. The coding region runs from base 21 to 2096 and encodes 691 amino acids. The transcript has 8 exons.